AUGACGUCGGUCGCAACCACCUUUCAGCAAGAGGAAUUGAUGCAGGAACAAGAGAAACAACAGGAGCAACAGCAGCAACCACGUUUGCGUAAUCCUACCGCAUACCAUUUUGCUCAACAACAGCAACGACAACGCUAUACUUUGCGUAAUCCUACCAUAUACCACCAGUCUGCGGAUUACACCGAUGACCCAAAUCAGCGAUCACUAGAGAUAGAGACCCAGCGACAGUUACAACAAUAUGAAACAUCGUAUAGCUCCUUACAAUUACCCACUGGUCUGCCAACAUAUCCUAUUUCGCAUCCGGCAAGCGAACAACAAACGCAGCAACAGAACGAUACUUCGUUGGCUGGGCAAAACCUGCUUACGCAAUAUCAACAACGAGGAGGGUCGUCGCAGUAUCAGAAUUCAAGGCAACAUGAUGGACAAACAUCGAACGAAUUAUUCAUGCCGAUGCAAUCUGAACAUGGAUUACAGAAACAAAACCCGCUGCCCAAUACGUUUGGAGUUUCUCCGGGGCAUUACCCGUCACAGUUACAAGGAAACAUCCAUCACCAAGUGUCUCCACUACAAAGCGAUUGUGCUCCUAUGGAUAUUGAUGAAGCAUCUUUGCAAUCUCAAGUAAUCCGUAAUCAGCAGGAAGAGUCCAAUAUUUCUUCCUUUAAUGUUCUUAUUAAAUCUGGUAUUGCCAAAAUUUCUGAUUUUGGUCUAUCUGGACGGAUUAUGUCCUCAUCAAUAGGAGACGGUGCUGCUGCAUACAGAGAUCCCUUAUCAUUCAGAGUUCCAUUAUAUAAACGGGGAAAGAAAUCUGAUGUUUUCAGUCUUGGGGUGCUGCUCUGGGAAAUUUCUAGUGGGCAAAUUCCUUUGAAAGUCCUGAUAAAAGACCAUUAUGUGAAGGCAUAUACAAACAAUUAG
Molecule: messenger RNA, 912 nt
Organism: Paraglomus occultum
Lineage: Eukaryota; Fungi; Glomeromycota; Glomeromycetes; Paraglomerales; Paraglomeraceae
Source: the annotation of a GenBank genome assembly